This is a messenger RNA of Brachypodium distachyon (stiff brome), 1871 nucleotides long. RefSeq lists its product as uncharacterized. The record is from RefSeq and is a predicted model, not a curated record. Gene Ontology annotation, molecular function: zinc ion binding; ubiquitin-protein transferase activity. The transcript is spliced from 7 exons. Bases 656 to 1420 code for a protein of 254 amino acids. Gene Ontology annotation, cellular component: membrane. Gene Ontology annotation, biological process: protein ubiquitination. Lineage: Eukaryota; Viridiplantae; Streptophyta; Magnoliopsida; Poales; Poaceae.
GAAUCAAAUGUUUCUGAUCAGAAGCAAGAAAGGCAAAAGGGGAGACGAGGGGCAGCGGGAGAAAGCCACCUAAGUAGCUAACCCAUCGAUCUCUUGCUUGUGUUGCUUCCCUGAAUGUUUCGGAUCUCCAAGUCCCGCCUUGCAAGCCUUCCAGGCUUGUUGCUCUUGUUGGCCUGCCUCUCCUACCCGCCGUCCCUUCUCUUCCCCUGCUCCCUUUGCGUAUCGUUAUUUCCCCUCUUCUUUCAUUCCUUCGUCCGUGGAGAAAGCAGAGGUCUUUAGGGCGACCAACGUGAGUUCCUAUUGUCUUGCCUCAUGGCGUGAAAAAGCUCGUGCUCUUUUUCUGCAUCGAUCGGCUAGCUUUUCAUUCGUCUCCUUUGCCCACAGGUAACUUGUAGUACCUCCAUGCAUAUAUGAGUAUAUCUAAAUCUUUUUGUUCCUUUCUAUCAUGAGGAAUUUUCAGUGGAUAAAUGUUGAAAAGGGCUACUUUUGCGCCAUCUCGUGUGGUGGUCGUGGUCUGACGAGCUGAUACGAAAUGAUUUUCCUGAAUCGUGCGGAAGAAAUGCACACAGCAAUUCUAGCUUGUCGUGUGGUGCAAAACACGAACCCCGGCUGCAUAUGAUUCUCCACAGCUUUGCUUUGCUUUGAUCCUAUCCUUAUGUUCACCAUCUUAGUCAGCAAAGAACUGAUAUAUUCAAGGAUGGCGGACCACUUCACGUUGAUAACCGGCCGGAUGAUCACAGAGGCGACGAUUCAGUCUGCCAUUCGCGAUGCCUUUGAUGUUCCUUCCGUGAAGGCUGCUUGUGAUCACCAUGAUCCUUCUGCUCCUGACGAUGUUCAGGAUGGGAGGACUAUGAGCGGUAUCGUGGUGGAAUGCAGAAUCUGCCAAGAAGAAGGUGACGAGGCUUACAUGGAGACCCCUUGCUCCUGCAAGGGUAGCCUCAAGUACGCUCACCGCAUAUGCAUCCAGAGAUGGUGUAAUGAGAAGGGAGACAUCAUAUGUGAGAUAUGCUUACAGCAAUUUACGCCAAACUACAGUGCCCCUUUGAAGCUGUUUCGGAUAGGAAGAAACUCAAUUAUCUUCAGUAGGACGGCUGGAGAAACAUCGGGGAACCUCAACGCUAAUCAUGGUCAAGAAAACGUAUUGCAUACCGCAGAUCACGCCGUUGGCACAUCAAGCUUCGUUUCUGAGGGUUCCAACCCAAAAGGUGCCACUUACUGCCGUGUGAUUGCGAUAGCUUUGAUGGUUCUGCUGGUGUUCCGAGACGCGAUCUCGCUUGUCCUCGGCGGUCCUGAGGUGUACUCCAUGGUGCUGAUCACAGUAAGAGCCGAAAACCGGAACCCACCUGCUGAUGCUGAGAACAGCUGGAAUUGUCAUACCAAUCUACAUUAUCUUGAUAUCAGUUGUCACAUUGCUCCAUAGGUUCAAUCAACAACAGGGUGUGCAUGAGGCAACACCGGUGUUAGUACCUGGGGGAGCAGAGGGCUUGCAGAGCCUGCAGCCUGUGCCACCACAACAGCAUGUCAUCAGCAUCCAGUAGCAUGCUGCACAAGGAGAAUUGUGUGCACAAGGAGAAUUGUAGUUAGACUCUGUAAAUACCAGGGAUAUGUUGACUCGUAGUCGCUGAAUGAAGUAGGGAGAUUCAUGCUGGCUAUCAGAUGAUACAGAAGAUGCAAAAUCGUUGGGACUGUAAAGAUGUUCCGUAGCAUCACAAGGCAUCCUAAAGCAAAGCUCAUGAAGAUGAAGUGGGUCUGUUGUAUAUAAAAAUUCAAAAAAAAAAAACUCCGAAUGUGGAGUGAAAUGUACAGGUUUCCCUACAUUCGAGAAAAGCUCAGAAAGAAAUUGUGGCCAUCUAGGGAAGAUAGAUACCAAA